Messenger RNA from Cuscuta campestris, 873 nucleotides. Lineage: Eukaryota; Viridiplantae; Streptophyta; Magnoliopsida; Solanales; Convolvulaceae. The record is from the annotation of a GenBank genome assembly.
CGAAGAUUACAUGCAGUUUUAUUUGCAACUAUAAAUAGAGUGUAAGAUUUUAGUCUAAUAUCACAUUGAAAAAAGUUAAUUAAAUCCUCAGUUACACAAUAUGGCCUUCCAUCAUACUAAUAUCAUCACAAUCUUCUUUGGUAUCCUUCUUCUUCCUCUCUUCUCCUUCACCAACGUCCACGGAGAUCCCGUAGACGACGUCUGCGCGAAAGCGCAACAGCACUCUCUGUGCCUGAAAGUCCUUAGAGCGGACCCGCGUUCCAAGAACGCGGAUCUCAAAACCCUAGGGUUCGUCACGAUCGACGCCAUGACAAAUGAAGUCAAGUCGGGACUUAGCCUUGCCCAGUUGCUUCUGAGCAAGGUCACUGACCCCAGACAGAAGUCCCCGCUCUCUGCGUGCGUGGACUCCUUAGGGCACUCCAUAAUGAAUCUGGAGGAGUGCUCGGGGUCGUGGAGGUCAGGAGACCUCGUUGGGGUCAACAUCCAAGCCUCUACGGCCGCGGGCUUUGUGCAAGGUUGCGACCGGGGGUUUUCUGACCAUUCCAUCCCCGAGCCUCCCCAGCUCAAGGACUCGUGUUCCACGGCGCAAUGGAUUGACGAUAUUAUUUCCGUUAUUAGCAAUCUUUCGAGGCCGCCCGUUGCAGCAUGAGAGAUAUAUAUAUGUUCCAUCCCAUCCCAUUAUUAAGUUCAAAGCUAAGGUUUUUAUUUUGAAAUCUUCGAAUUCUCAAGAGAUUUUAGUUAGGUUUUUUGAGAUGGCAAUGACAUUGUAUCGUGCACUGUUGAUCUCAAAUAAAAUUUUGCAAGUUUAUUUAGUUUUUUUUAUCAGUUGUUUGUCAAAAAUCAAGUGGUUUCGAAUAAUUAAAAGUGAACAUU